CUGUUAUCUCGCAUAGUACAGUCACUGCGUAGCCCUGUCCGUAAAAAAAUGUACUGUUACCGAAACAUAACAAUCAUCUGCAGAGAGAACAUGAUAGAGUAUUUCCACGUUGAAUGACCAUGUCUCCUCGUUGACCCAAGGAAAUAGAUCAAAAAGAUGCUAUCCUCAUUGGUUGCAGAAGUACGCAGCGACGUUCGCGGAAUCCUUCGCGGAUUGGACGGUGACCUUUUCCACUCAACAUGUUCAACAUCUUCAAGCUCAAGUACAGCGACUAAUAUUAGCAAUAAAACGUCAAGAACUACUAGUACAGCGACUAAUAUUAGCAAAACGUCGUCAAGAACUACAACGUCUUUCUUCAUGAGUAGCCCCCCAGACGACAAGCGCACCCCUGAGUACACAGGCGUGGAGGAGGCCGCACCUCUGACGCGAGACGCGCAGCCCUUGUUUCCGAACUACCUUGCUUCUAAGCACAGUUCCGCAGCUCUGCAUGCCGCUGAGAAGGCAGCUAGCUACGCGAAGAUGGCACGAUAUUUCGAGGACGUCGCGACCAGGCAUUGGCAGAUAGGACAGUCUUGCAAGGAAAACGCAGUCCGUGCUGCGCAAGCGGCAGAGCAUCAUGGUACUACAACAACGACCACAGGAGCGAACAACAGCGACUUGCUCCGGAACGUGCGAUUAGUUUGCGCGCGACUUAAAAACACGAUUCUGGAGUCCGUGGAGAACGCGAAGGCUGGUAAAGCCGAUUUAUCUCCGGACGAACUGCAACGUAUCUUAGAAUCCGCGUCAAUGCGUAAAGCUCGAAUGUUGUGUGGAGAAAUUGAGAAAACGUACAGCAAUGAACUACGAGAAGACGAUGAGCAUGUAAGAGAUCCUUUGUACCUCACUCCACCCGAUGCCUAUCCAGCAAAACCCAUGUGGCCUCCACCGCUUGCGGCGGGAUAACAGAACAGUAAUUCGUCAUCAUCUAAGUACCAGCAGAAAUAGCAUACAACAGCCUUUCAUCUGCUUCUUUGAUGGCUAUAACUACGCAC
This is a messenger RNA of Amoebophrya sp. A25, 1031 nucleotides long. The record is from the annotation of a GenBank genome assembly. Lineage: Eukaryota; Dinophyceae; Syndiniales; Amoebophryaceae.